Paramecium primaurelia is the source of this 932-nucleotide messenger RNA. Lineage: Eukaryota; Ciliophora; Oligohymenophorea; Peniculida; Parameciidae. The record is from the annotation of a GenBank genome assembly.
AAUGGCUAUAGGAUCUUUAAGUUUAUAUGUGUUAUCCAUCAUAAUAAUUUUGGCAGAUGCUUAUACUUCUAGGAAUCUUUCAAAUUUACUUUCCUUUUUUCCUUACGAAGUUAUAUCUAAAACAUAAAUAUGGAGGUUAUUUCCAUCAUUCCUUUUUAAUAGUAAAAUUCAUCAUUUAUAAAGCUUCGAUUAAAAGUUUUCUGUUGAGUUUCAUAUUUACUUAGAAUUUAUUUGCUGAAAGGGAGAGAGCCUAAGGAACUGCUUUAUUUUUGAUAGAAUUAAUCCUUAAAACCUUUAUCAUUGAUGUAAUAAACUAUUCUCUCAUUAUUAUAGUCUAUAAUAACACUUUUCUAUUACAUAGAAAUGAAUACAUAUCUUAUAUGCUAUAUACAUCCUUCAAAUGGUUUAUGGAAUAUGUUUUUUUACAUGAGUACAAUUAAGUAAUAUUAAUUCUAUAAGUAAGAUGCUAUUUGAAACCACUUUAAGAAACUAAUUUAUUAUUUUUUGACUUUAAAAUCGUCAACAAAUUCAUUCCAUUUAUAAUGAAUCUAAUCUUUAUUAUUUUUAUUGAUCCAGUAGGUCCAAUUGUUUCUACUUCUCUAGGAUUGUUAGAUGCUUUUAUAACUUAAGGAUCACCUUGUAGAUUUGUAAGAUUGUUUAAAAUACCUUAGAAUUUCAUUUUUAAAAUUGAGGAAUACCUUUGUUGCCUUCUUAAAAACUAUUCCAAUUUUAUAAGAAACAAUUAAGCAACAUAUUCUUAAGACACUAUUGAAAUACUUAAGCUUGAUUUAGAAACGUUAGCCAACAAUUUAAUUCAUCAUCAAUAAUAGAUUAGUAUUAAUAAAGGAAUAGAAUUACCAUAAACAUAAUAAUAAAUUUCAAAUGUUGAUAUAAUGUUAGCAUAUUCAAAAUAAUAAUAAGAAGGAGUAUGA